Fimicolochytrium jonesii is the source of this 1915-nucleotide messenger RNA. RefSeq lists its product as uncharacterized. The record is from RefSeq and is a predicted model, not a curated record. The coding region runs from base 1 to 1494 and encodes 497 amino acids. Gene Ontology annotation, biological process: peptidyl-lysine trimethylation; peptidyl-lysine monomethylation. The transcript has 4 exons. Gene Ontology annotation, molecular function: protein-lysine N-methyltransferase activity. Lineage: Eukaryota; Fungi; Chytridiomycota; Chytridiomycetes; Spizellomycetales; Powellomycetaceae.
AUGUUCGUCCGCAGCAUAGUUUGUCCUCAUCGACUGGUCCCUCUGCAAACCCUGAUCGCCUCCUCGUUCUAUCUUCCACCAGACCCACCGUCGAACGACGCCUUAUCGGCGUUCCUGCAAUGGUGCGCUUCCAAGGGCUUCACGCAGCACAAGCUGGUCGUCGCCGAGUUCGCGGAGACGGGGAGGGGCAUGCGGGCCGCCGGUGACAUCCUAAUAGCAAUCCCCGCAACACUUCUUCUCACCUCCACCACGCCCGACGUCCUCUCCGCCUGUCAACCCUACACUUCCGCCGCAUCCCUAUCGGAACACGCAGCACUAGCAGUGUUCCUCGCCGUCGAGCGCGCGAAGGGGGCGGCGAGUGCGUAUAAGCCGUAUGUGGAUGUGCUGCCGGAGGCGUUUGGGAGCGUGCCGGCGGUGGGCGUGGGCCGGAUGGGAGAGGGAUGGGGUGCGUGGGUGCCGGAGGGGGUUAGAGAUGCGACGCAGAGGAUACGGAAGAAAGUGAGAGAUGAUUAUGCGCUCGUCAUGGGUCUAUGUCUGCGAUGUGUCGAGGAUCAUACCCGCGGCGACCCGCCAAUACAAUGCACAUCAUGUCCGACGACGCCGGCAGCCCCUUACAUCCCCUUCGCCGCCUUCCAAUGGGCGUGGUUCGCCGUAAACACCCGCUGUGUCUCCCUCACAAGCCUCCCCGCCACACCCCAAAAACGGUCCACACCCAGCGCAUCACCCGCGAAACCACUCACAACACACCUCUGGCCACCCCACCUCCGCGCUUGCAAAAUCGCCCUUGCGCCCAUGCUCGACUUUCUGAACCACGGUAAAGAUGCUAAAGUCGAGGCUGGGUACUCCACCAAUUCCUCGUCUUCGUCCUCCUCCUCCCCAGACUCCGAAGGCUACAAAAUCCGCACCCUCGUCGCCUACCCCGCAAACACAGAAGUCUUCAUAUCCUACGGCGCGCAUAGCAACGAGUUCCUGCUGGCGGAGUACGGGUUUGCGAUACCGGGCAACGAGUGUAACUUUUUGACGGUGGAUGAGGGGGUGUGGGAGGUUGGCUUUGAGGGGGAGACGGGGGAGGGGAGGGAGAGGGCUAGGGCGGUUGUUGAGGGGGUUGGGUUGGGGAGAGAGCAUACACUUCACCCCCACGGUGAACCCUCCCCUCGCCUCCUAGCCCUCCUCCGCAUCCGCCUUCUCUUAGUAACAACGCCAAACCCACUUCCACCCUCUGCCAUCGACGCCUGCUGGAUGGAACUCGCGCCGGAUCUUGAGCGGAGGGUGCGGAGGGCGGUGUGGGGAAUUUGUGGGCGCGGGUUGGAUGAUGCGAGGAGGUCUUUGGCGGGGUUGGAUGGACAAGGAGAGGAGGUGGGUGCAGGGGAUUUGGGGGAUUUGUCGGAGGAGUUGAGGGAGUUGGUGCGGUUGGUGUGGACGGACGCUGUGGGGAUUUUCGAGAGGACUAUGGAGUGGGUGAGGGAGGAGGAUAGGGCUGCUGGUGUACAUUGAACCUGUAAUUUAUUGCCGGACGGUGUUGAAUGCACGUACAAACAGGAGCACAUGAACAUAGACUAGACGGAUAUUGGACUUUUCUAAUCCGUGUCUUCCAUGUGCACUUGUCCUCACAAAUCAAAGUGACGAGCCCUUGCCGCCAAGGAAUCAUUGCAGAAAUGGAUGCGAGUAGUAUAGAUCUGGAGCCUUUAUACCGAGUAUGUGCAGCUUACCGAGGCUUUUCAGCCACCAUCCCAGAAACUGGGUAGGGGGUCUGAAAAGCGAUGAAACCCAGCCAAGGAAGAUCGAGUCAGCAUGGACUUGUGUUGAUGCUGAUAACAAAACAAAUGGGGCGAGUUCGUCUGUACUUGGCCCAAUUUGAGCCGUGAUGUGAAUAGAGCCGAUAGAGCCAAUAUCACAUGCCACUCAUGGUCGACUG